Betta splendens (Siamese fighting fish) is the source of this 4790-nucleotide messenger RNA. RefSeq names its product adrenoceptor beta 2, surface a (gene adrb2a). The transcript is spliced from 2 exons. Gene Ontology annotation, biological process: adenylate cyclase-activating adrenergic receptor signaling pathway; negative regulation of smooth muscle contraction; norepinephrine-epinephrine-mediated vasodilation involved in regulation of systemic arterial blood pressure. Gene Ontology annotation, cellular component: membrane. NCBI's taxonomy places the organism in Eukaryota, Metazoa, Chordata, Actinopteri, Anabantiformes, Osphronemidae. The coding region runs from base 587 to 1831 and encodes 414 amino acids. The record is from RefSeq and is a predicted model, not a curated record. Gene Ontology annotation, molecular function: norepinephrine binding; beta2-adrenergic receptor activity.
UUGGUUUAACCAGUGCCAGUUGGAGCAACACUCAAAGCCUCACCUGCUUUUAAUAAUGUCCAGAUAAACAUGUAAGAGCUAUAAAACCACGGAGUUCACGGACUGCAAAACUGUUUGUCUCGUUUUUUUUUAUUUUUUUAUUUUUGGAAACGGUGCAUGUGGCCAGACGUACUGCGCGUAUGUUGCGCUUUGAAGUUGUUUCCAUGUUUUAAGACGUAUCAGAAAAGACUUUUGCGUGUGUUUCGAGCAGCCCCGCAGAAGCGGCCGCAAGGACAACGCGUUCAGGCUCGCAGGAGCUCGCGGCGCCCUCCUCGGGCCCUCUCGCCGUCCGAUUGGCUGAGGCUGAGCGCUGACUGUGACGUCAUAGCUGCACCCCGCCGCAGUAUAAAGGCUCUGACAGAUUGCCUGGGAGACACAUUAGAGGCAACGCUGCUCGGCUGAUGCGCGGAGUGAUCUGGACGACUCGCGGAGGAAAACGCAAAGUUGAGAGAGGGACGUGCGACACUGCAGACUUUAUGGGAACUAACUGAACAGUCACAUUUCUACUUUAUAUGGAAAGCAGGAAGCAGAAAAACUACCUGUGGAGAUGGGAAGCACAACCCCCUCUCAGUACCUCAAUGGGAGUGCAGAGAUCAAGUCGUCCUCAGACCCAGCCAUGCCCGAGGAGGCUUACAGUGAGGUAACAAUGAUCCUGCUGGGUGGGGUCAUGUCCUUACUGGUCCUGUGCAUCGUGUUCGGUAACAUCCUGGUCAUCACAGCCAUCGGCCGCUUCCAGCGCCUCCAGAACGUCACCAACUGCUUCAUCACGUCGCUGGCCUGCGCCGACCUGGUCAUGGGCCUCGUCGUGAUCCCCUUCGGGGCCUGUCACAUCAUCUUCAAGACGUGGUACUUCGGGAGCUUCUGGUGCGAGUUCUGGACCGCCACGGAUGUGCUCUGCGUGACGGCGAGCAUCGAGACCCUGUGCGUCAUAGCUAUUGACCGCUACCUGGCCAUCACCUCCCCCUUCCGGUACCAGUCGAUGCUGACCAAGUGCAAGGCUCGCAUUGUGGUCGUGCUGGUGUGGGUGAUCGCCGCCUUGAUAUCCUUCCUGCCCAUCCACAUGAAGUGGUGGAAGUCCGACGACGAGAAGGCCAAGCAGUGCACCGAGGACAUUCACUGCUGCGAGUUCUACACCAACAUGGCCUACGCCAUCACCUCCUCCAUCAUCUCCUUCUACAUCCCCCUGAUCAUCAUGGUUUUCGUCUACAGCCGCGUUUUCCAGGAGGCCCGGCGCCAACUGAAGAAGAUUGACCAAAGCGUUGGACGUUUCCACGACAACAGCAACCUCAAGCCCCCGGAGGCCACGAAUGGGCGAGCCCAGAAGAAGGCCAAGUUCUGCCUGCGGGAGCACAAGGCCUUAAAGACCCUGGGCAUCAUCAUGGGGAUUUUCACUCUCUGCUGGCUGCCCUUCUUUCUGCUCAACGUGGUGGUGGCGAUAUGGUCGGUGGACUUUCAGCUCACCUUUCGGAUACUGAACUGGAUCGGUUACGCAAACUCGGCCUUCAACCCUAUGAUAUACUGUCGAAGUCCCGAGUUCAGGUAUGCCUUUAAGGAGAUCCUUUGCAUAAAGAGGACCCGCCUUAGCAACGCCGGCCCCGUGAACGGAUACGUCUACAGCAGGCACAGCUGGCAGAGUGAGCAGCAAGGGAGGAAUAAGAGCAACUCAGAGGACUCCGAUCACAAUGAAGGAUGUCUGGCGAAAGACGCGGGAGCCUGCGGUGUUGUGGACAGAUCAGUGGACCCUAAUGGGAAUUGCAGCAAAGGCCUAACAACUGUAACAACCGUCCUUUAGAGCCCUAGGACUUCUGUAACCGGGGCAAUCCUCACACGUUUACACGCUAUCAUAAACUUUUUCCAAAUUGACUAAUGUAAGGUAAGGCCAGCUGAGCUGACUGGCACAGUCUCUGGAGGCUGCAUGGCCACGGUCAAACACAGUGAAUAGACACUGCAGGUAGAUACCGUCUCUUUUUGUUACAGUACAUUAAUCAUAUUGAUUUCACAUCUACCUCAUCACGUCUUUAUUCACUCGAAUAAAUGGCCUGCGGUUUAUACAAGUUGCUAUUUAACGGGCUGAAAUUUAAAAAAAAUGUGGGAUUGAGUUAUCAUGGAGAGAUCCCAAACAGUAAUUUAUUUCUGUCAGCAACUGUUAGGAAUCAAACCGUGAUGCCUCAUUGGUUUGUUCAUCAAAGAAAUACAUUCCAAAAGCAGCCAGGAUUAUAAUUUGGUUGAAUCCAGCCCCUGGUCAUUUUUGAGUUUGUGCAUCUGUAGGACGAUCGGCAGCAGGUGUGAUGGAACCCGUUCUCCGGCGUCUCGCUGCUCAGAUAUGCUGAGGCCCCGCCACCGCUCUGGUGUGUUUUUCAGCCUGUUGCGUGGGACUUUCUGUUGUCAGCAGAUAGCGCCGGAGCGUUCGCACGUAUCGCAGCUGCACCGGCGCAAGCUGAGACGCUCGCGGGGGUUAUCCCCAGUUAAUCAUAUGAUAAAGCUCAAAGCCAGCUGUUGUCAGCCGGGUCCUGAUAUCGUAUAUCUUUAGGUGCAAAGUCGUUAAAGCCUGGAGCUGUUACAUGCAUCUCAUUGCACUUUUCGAAUGUUUUCAACUGCACAUCGCGUAGACUGCUACUGUUUUGUUUGACACACUAUCAGCUCUUCCUUGACCUCUCUAUGUACCAGCGGCAGCAGCGGCGACAGGAUUUCCAGCUGUUGCACAAAACCGUGUUUAUUUAUUAAAAUUUGUGCGUGCUGCGUCCAGUGUUUAUUGAAACUAGAGAAACCAUUUGCUCGAGACAUGGCACAAGUGUACGAACCACAUAUAAUAAUAAACAGUGCAUCAAAAUAGCCGAGUGAUAACAAAGUCCCAGGCCCGAGAUGCACUGGCGCUGACUGUUCACGCAGAUAAACAAAUUUCUCCUGGUGCACCUUUGUCACGGCUUCGUCAUUUCCCAGAGUUCCUGUGCCGUUGAAACUGCGUCUUCACGGCAUUCGGACAAGACGCUAGGAAGCGCUCAGAGGAGGGUCUCAUCUGUUCCAGCUGUUGCAGUCAGUCUCCCUUAAAGACCUCUCGGUGUGCAGUGUCCAUAAAACGUCUCAAUCCAGCUGAGCCCAGGCCAAUAAAACCAAAUUAAUCCAUUAUCUCUGCUGUGUAGCUGACGAAUCAGAAGCCUCCCUUAUCAUAUUACAAAGUAUAUAGUUGCCCAUGUGGAGAUUGUGAUGACCCUUUUUUAUCACCUGACUAAAGGUCACAAGCUCUUGGGAAUGUCGCUUUUUUCACCUAAGCAGCAUUAAUGGACAAUGAGCACUUAGCUUGCGGGGCUUUAGCUGUAAAUGUCACCCCACUGCUCGCACACACAACGGUUUGCCGGUUCUUUGCUAACAGAGGUGUUGCUUCGGCUGAAGGUUGGCCUUCCCCUGUAUGUUCUGAUCAAAGUGACAGCACGCUAAAUGUGUCUACUGGAGGCUCGGGGGGGGGGUUCUCUGCCAGUCUAAAUCGGUGUUGGUGACCCGCGUUUUAGUGCAUGUGGCACUGCCUCCGGGAGUGAAGGUCAGCUGACAUCGUCAAAACUGUGAACUUUGUCCCCUCAGAGUAAUCACGAUGUACUGUAUGUCUGGGUUUAGUCUGCACUGUUACCUUAGUUGUAGUGGUAAAUAUGGUGUCACUGUGCGUUUCCAUGGAUUUACAGCUGGCUGUGGUAAGAAAUAUCCUCUCAGCGUUUUCUCUGUACAGCAUGAAGGCGCAUAGACGGUUCCCAGACCAAGAUAUCGAUGUUGCACUUUCUAUGGCUUCUUUUCGACGGCGCCCUUGCUGCUGGACUCUAAAAGCUCCGCGUUCGAAGCACUUGAUGAUGUGACAUUUGCAUGUUUGCAGCUACGUGUGUGGCGACGUGUUCGUGUGGAGCAGCGUUUGAACUGAAUAUCCACACUGCUCCCUCCUGGCAGUGGCUUCUCCUUGCACCUCACAUCAGCUGUCUCAAUGUGAUUCGCUUCAUCGAUGCUCCAUUACAGUAAGGAAUGUAAUUCUCACCCGCACCUGCCAGUGCUGGAGGACACAACACAGUAAUGUGCCACAAGUCUUAAAUGAUUAGCUGACUCGUCAACAUUCCAGAUAUAUAUGAUGCUUUGGAACCAUAUGCAGAUGGACACAUAUUAACCAUUGUAACCACAGGUGCAGACACACAGUGUAAAUGAUCAAACCAUGUCAAGAAUUGACACAUUUCAUUGUGAUCCAGUGCUGUUGGCAUCUCAAUAGAAAAGUCACUUUGUCCAACAGCAGCUCCUCUGUGACUCAGAUUAGGUUAAAGCAGUACUCUAUAGCACUUUCAAUAAAUGUCUGUUGUGUGUUUAAAAUGAAUGACUCCACAAUUGAGUUCACAACCUAUGACUGAGUAACGUCUAGAUAAUGAUGGAAGUCUGCAUCGCUGCAGACUCUCACUAAAGACGUCCAGGAAGGUGGACUUUCUCUCAUAAGUUGAUGUAUGUAAAUGUGAAUUUUCUACAUCACACAAGGUAAAUAGUGCUUCACCUUUCAUACCUACGAGUAAACUUCAUGUGAACGUCUUUCGUUGCCACGGUGACAGCGCCGCCACUAAGCUCAAUGUUUACUAAAUGUUCGCAAGCUACUUUCGCACAAGUUCAGUCACUGUUGGUUGAGGUGAUGACGCCUGUUACAACAUGUGGUGUUCUGUAGGUAUUUAUGGAAAAUCAGUUGUGUAUGUGCUGUAAUAUUUGUAUUGAAAUAAAUGAUGUACUGGUGCAUGUGA